AUGGAAUUCAUGUUCUGCAACGCCACCCACUUCAACCAGCCGAUUGGAAGCUGGAACGUCCGCAAAGUGAAAUCGCUGCAAGGCAUGUUUCACGGGGCGACAGACUUCAACCAACCGCUGGCGGACUGGGAUACUCGCAGCGUGGAGAAUAUGGACAGUAUGUUUUAUGCAGCGGCGAGGUUCAGCCAGGCACUGGGCGACUGGGAUACCCGCAGUGUGAGGAGCAUGCGUCGCAUGUUUUGGGACGCCUCGGCGUUUAAUCAACCGCUUGCGGGCUGGGACGUCGCAAACGUGUCUGCCAUGGGCGGGAUGUUCGUGGGCGCCGAAAGUUUUCACCAGCCACGCGUAGGGUGGCUGAGAGAGCGAGCGGAGGAGAUUUGUCUGCUGCGGAUCCCAAAGCCGCGGCGCUGA
Messenger RNA from Amoebophrya sp. A120, 411 nucleotides. The record is from the annotation of a GenBank genome assembly. Lineage: Eukaryota; Dinophyceae; Syndiniales; Amoebophryaceae.